CCCGCGCGGGCCUGGCCCUUCCAAACCGGCGCCCAAAGCUCCGGGUGGCCGCGGCACAGCCGGGAACCGAGCGCGCUGGGCGCGGCCGUCCCGCUGCGGCUGCCGGCGCGUGCGAGCCCUGAGUGCGCUCACGGCCAUGGUCCCCGCGGCGGCGACCGGCGCCUGAGCCCCGGGACUUGAGCACUGGAGGCGGGCGGCCCGCUGCGCGGGCGCAACGGAGAGGCCGACGGAAGGUGACCGCUGUGGGCUAUGGGAUGGAUGAGGUGGAGCAGAACCAGCAUGAGGCCCGACUCAAGGAGCUGUUUGACAGUUUUGACACAACAGGCACUGGGUCCCUGGGACAGGAAGAACUCACCGACCUUUGCCACAUGUUGAGCUUGGAGGAGGUGGCCCCGGUGCUGCAAGAGACGCUGUUUCAGGACAACCUCUUGGGCAGGGUGCAUUUUGACCAAUUUAAAGAAGCGUUAAUACUUGUCCUGUCUAGAACUCUGUCAAGUGAAGAACACUUUCAAGAACCAGACUGCCCACUAGAAGCUCAGCCCAAAUAUGUCAGAGGUGGGAAACGAUAUGGACGAAGAUCCUUACCGGAGUUUCAACAAUCUGUGGAGGAGUUUGCAGAGGUGACAGUGAUUGAGCCCCUAGAAGGAGAAGAAGCAAGGCCUUCACACAUCCCAGCCGGUGACUGCAGUGAGCACUGGAAGACACAGCGCAGUGAGGAGUACGAAGCAGAAGGCCAGCUAAGAUUUUGGAACCCAGAUGAUUUGACUGCAUCCCAAAGUGGGUCUUCCCCUCCCCAAGACUGGAUCGAAGAGAAACUGCAGGAGAUUUGUGAGGAUUUGGGGAUUUCCCGUGAUGGUCACCUGAACCAAAAGAAGCUGGUCUCCAUCUGUGAGCAGUAUGGUUUGCAGAACGUCAAUGGAGAGAUGCUUGAGGAAGUCUUCCAUAACCUUGAUCCUGAUGGUACAAUGAGUGUAGAAGAUUUUUUCUACGGCUUGUUCAAAAAUGGAAAAUCCCUUACACCAUCGGCAUCUACUCCAUAUAGGCAAUUGAAAAGGCAUCUUUCCAUGCAGUCUUUUGAUGAGAGUGGACGACGUACUACAACCCCAUCGGCGAUGACGAGCACCAUCGGCUUUCGGGUCUUCUCUUGCCUGGAUGAUGGGAUGGGAUACGCAGCAGUGGAGAGAAUACUGGACACCUGGCAGGAGGAGGGCAUUGAGAACAGCCAGGAGAUCCUGAAGGCCUUGGAUUUCAACCUUGAUGGAAACGUUAACUUGACAGAAUUAACACUGGCUCUUGAAAAUGAACUUUUGGUUACCAAGAACGGCAUUCACCAGGCAGCUCUGGCCAGCUUUAAAGCAGAAAUCCGUCAUUUGCUGGAGCGUGUUGACCAAGUGGUCAGAGAAAAAGAGAAGCUGCGGUCAGAUCUGGACAAAGCUGAGAAGCUCAAGUCUCUCAUGGCCUCAGAGGUGGACGAUCACCAUGCAGCAAUAGAGCGGCGGAAUGAGUACAACCUCAGGAAACUGGAUGAAGAGUACAAGGAGCGGAUAGCAGCCUUAAAGAAUGAACUCCGAAAGGAGAGAGAGCAGAUCAUGCAACAGGUGGGCAAGCAGCGCUUGGAGCUUGAGCAGGAAAUUGAGAAGGCAAAAACAGAAGAGAACUACAUCCGGGACCGUCUUGCCCUCUCCUUAAAGGAAAACAGUCGUCUAGAAAAUGAGCUUCUGGAAAAUGCAGAGAAGUUGGCAGAAUAUGAGAAUCUGACAAAAAAACUUCAACGAAAUUUGGAAAAUGUGUUAGCAGAAAAGUUUGGUGACCUCGAUCCCAGCAGUGCCGAAUUCUUUCUGCAAGAAGAAAGGUUGGCACAGAUGAGAAAUGAAUAUGAGCAGCAGUGCAGGGAAUUACAAGACCAGGUGGAUGAACUCCAGUCUGAGCUGGAAGAGUAUCGUACACAAGGCAAAGUUCUCAGACUUCCCUUGAAGAACUCGCUGGCGGAAGAACUUGAUGUUAACAGUGGUUGCCUUGAGCCUGACCAGGGCCUUGGUUCUGAAGAAUGUAAUCCAUUGAAUAUGAGCAUUGAGGCAGAGCUGGUCAUCGAACAGAUGAAAGAACAUCAUCACAGGGACUUGUGUCACCUAAGGCUGGAGCUCGAAGAUAAAGUGCACCAUUAUGAAAAGCAGCUAGAUGAAACCAAGGUGGCGUGUGAAAAGGAGCAGGAGAACAUGAAGCAAAAGUAUGAGAAUGAAGUGCAUAUCUUGGAAAAACAAAUAAGUGACCUUAAAAAUGAAAUCGCAGACCUUCAGGGCCAGGCAGUGGUGCUCCAGGAGGCUCAACAUGUGACUAACUGCAGGCAUGAGGAAGAGAAAAAACAACUGCAAAUGAAGUGGGAUGAGGAAAAGACUCUCCUGCAGGAGAAGCUGAGGCUGGAACAUGAGGCGGAGCUCAAGGCCAGACUGCAGCAGGCGGAGGAAACCUUCCACCGAGAGAAGGAAGGACUUCUCCAAAACGGUGCCAGGACAGAAGAGAAGGUGAGGGGCUUGACUCAGGAACUAGAGCAGUUUCACCAGGAGCAGCUGAAAAGCCUGGUGGAGAAGCACACUCUAGAGAAAGAGGAGUUGCGCAAAGAGCUCUUGGAAAAACACCAAAGGGAACUUCAAGAGGGAAGGGAAAAAAUGGAAACUGAGUGUAAUAGAAGAACCUGUCAGAUAGAAGCCCAGUUUCAGGCUGAUUGUCAGAAAGUCACUGAGAGAUACGAAAAGGCUCUGCAAAGCCUGGAGAGGCACUACCAUAAAGAGCUGAAGGAGCUCCUGGAACAACAGCAUGAGGAGAGAUCUCAGUGGGAGUUUGAGAAGGAUGAGCUCGCCCAGGAGUGUGCUGAAGCCCAGGAGCAGCUGAAAGAGACUCUCCAAAGAGAGAAAGCAACUUCCCUGGCCUUGACCCAGGAGAGAGAGAUGCUGGAGAAGACAUACAAGGAACACUUAAAUAGUAUGGUUGUUGAGAGAGAGCAGCUACUCAAAGACCUGGAAGAUCUAAGAAACGUGUCUGAAAGUCAGCAAAGCCUGCUGUCCAGCCAGAUACAUGAGCUGAAAAGCAGUCAUGAAAGAGAACUGCAGGACCACGAGCAGGUCCUGUGCCAGGCAGGCGUCUCCGAGCAGCUAGCCAACCAGCAGCUUGAAAGGCUAGAAAUGGAGCGUGACCAGGAGAGGCAGGAAAUGAUGUCCAAGCUUCUGGCCAUGGAGAGUGCCCACAAAGCGACCUGUGAAAAUGCAGAGCGAGACAGAGCCGAAAUGAGUGCAGAAAUCUCUCGGCUUCAGAAUAAAAUUAAGGAAAUGCAGCAGGUGGCGUCUCCUCCCCCCAGGCUUCAGAGUGGCUGCCAGGAGAUGGGAGGGGAGGAGGCAGAAGGAAGUGGAGCCAUGUCCCUGCUCCAGCAGGGAGAGCAGCUGUUGGAAGAGAACGGAGAUGUCCUUUUAAGCCUGCAGAGAGCUCACGAACAAGCAGUGAAGGAAAAUGUGAAAAUGGCCACUGAAAUUUCUAGACUGCAGCAGAGGUUGCAAAAGUUAGAGCCGGGGUCAGUGAUGUCGUCUUGUCUAGAGGAGCCAACUACUGGACUUUUUGGAAAGUCUGUGGAACAAACAGAGCCAUUUUUACUGCAAAACCGAAUGAAGCAAGUAGAAGGUGUAACCAGGCGGCACAUCCUAAGCGACCUGCAAGACGAUGAAGUCCAGGAUGUGGGAAGUACAGGGACUAGCUCUGUUCAGAGACAGGAGGUCAAAAUAGAGGAGUCUGAAGCAUCCAUAGAGAGUUUUUCCGAACUUGAAAACAGUGAGGAGACCAGGACUGAGACCUGGGACCUGAAGAAUCAGAUUUGUCAACUUCAGGAACAACUAAUGAUCUUACGUGCAGACUGCGAUAGAGCUUCUGAAAAGAAACAGGACCUACUUUUUGAUGUUUCUGUGCUAAAAAAGAAACUAAGUGUGCUUGAGAGAAUCCCUGAGGCUUCUUCCAAGUAUAAAUUGUUAUAUGAAGAUGCUAAUAGAGAAAAUGACUGUCUCCAGGAAGAGCUGAGAGUGUUGGAGACGCACUACGAUGAAGCCCUAGAAAACAACAAAGAACUCACUUCAGAAGUUUUCAGGUUACAGGAUGAGCUGAAGAAAGUGGAAGAAAUGACUGAAACAUUCCUUAGCCUGGAAAAGAGUUAUGAUGAGGUCAAAAGAGAAAACGAGGACCUGCAUGUGGUGGUUUUAAGACUUCAAGGCAAGAUUGAGAAGCUGCAAGAGGGAGCAGUGCCACAGUGUGACUGCUUCUCCUUAUGGGAAGCCCAUUUAAAGAACCUGGAUGGCAACGCUGAUGAAAAUGUACUUCUACUAAAUCAGACACUGGGAGAGUGUGUGCCAGAGGUUAUGAACAUACACCAAGUUAUAGAAGAGCAUUAUCAAGAAAACCGGUACCUUGAGCAGGAGAAUACACAGAUUUUAGAAAAAGUAAAAGCACGUGAGAUUGCCUGGCUGCGCAGGACAAUCCGGACACACGGAGAAAAGGCUGGAGAACAGAACCAAGUCAUACUAGAGGAAAACACUGCUCUUAUAGGCCUUCAAGACAAACAUUUUCAGCGUCAGGCCAUGAUAGCAGAGUUAGAACUGGAGAAACAAAAGCUGCAGGAGCUGACUAGAAAGUUGAGGGAGAAAGUCACUAAUUUAAUUAAGCAAAAAGAUGUGUCUUCUCAAGGAGGAAAGGAGGAAGAGCUGAAGGCAAUGAUGCAUGACUUGCAAAACACGUGCAGUGAGAUGCAGCAAAAAGUUGAACUGCUGAGAUAUGAAUCUGAGAAGCUUCAAGAGGAAAAUUCUAUUUUGAGAAAUGAAAUUACUACUCUAAAUGAAGAAGAUAGCAUUUCUAACCUGCAAUUGGAGAAAUUAAAUGGAUCUCAGGAAGAAAUGUGGCAAUAUAUAGAAACUGUAAAACAGGAAAAAGCCACAGUUCAGAAGAUGAUUGAAAAUUUAAAGAAACAGAUUUCAGAAUUAGAAACCAAAAACCAACAGUUGGAUUUGGAAAAUACGGAACUUAGCCAAAAGAAUUCUCAAAAUCAGAAAGAACUGCAAGAACUUAAUCAACGUCUGGCAGAAGUACUGUGCCAGAAGAAGGAGCCAGGACGCAGCACAUUUGAGGAAUGGGGAGAAGAAAAGUCUAAUCUGAAAGAGGAACUGGAACACUGUGAAGUGCAGUCCUCCACUUUAGUGUCUUCUCUGGAAGCAGAACUUUCUGAAGUUAAAAUACAGGCUCAUAUUGUGGAACAGGAAAACCUCCUUCUCAAAGAUGAACUGGAGAAAAUGAAACAACUGCACAGGUGUCCUGAUCUCUCUGACUUCCAGCAAAAAAUUUCUAGUGUUCUAAGCUACAAUGAAAAACUGCAGAAAGAGAAGGAAGUUCUAAGCGAAGAAUUAAAUAGCUGUAUUGAUAAGUCAUUGGCAAAAUCAAGUCUUUUAGAGCACAGAAUUGCUACUAUGAAGCAGGAACAGAAGUCUUGGGAACAGCAGAAUGAAAGUUUAAAGUUGCAGCUAGUGGCUUCACAGGAGAAGGUUCAGAGUUUAGAGGACACCCUGCAGAAUGUAAACCUGCAAAUGUCCCGGAUUAAAUCCGACCUACGAGUGACUCAGCAGGAAAAGGAGGCUUUAAAACAAGAAGUGAUGUCUUUACAUAAGCAACUUCACAAUGCUGGGGACAAGAACUGGGCCCCAGAAGUAGCCACCCAUCCAUCAGGAUUCCAUAGUCAGCAGCAACGGCUGUCUUGGGACAAAUUGGAUCAUCUGAGGAAUGAGGAACAACAGCUGCUUUGGCAAGAGAAUGAGAGACUCCAAAGUGUGGUGCAAAACACCAAGGCGGAACUCUCGCACUCCCAGGAGAAGGUCCGUCAACUGGAAUCCAACCUUCUACACACCAAGCACCAAAAACAUAUAAACUCAUCAGGUACUGUGAAGCCCACCGAGCAGGAGAAGUUGAGCUUAAAGAGAGAGUGUGAACAGUUUCAAAAGGAAAGAUCCCCUACAAAUAGAAAGGUCAGUCAAAUGAAUUCCCUUGAACAAGAAUUAGAAACAAUUCAUUUAGAAACUGAAGGCCUGAAAAAGAAACAAGUAAAACUGGAUGAGCAGCUAAUGGAGAUGCAGCACCUGAGGUCCACUGUGAUGCUUAGCCCAUCCCCCCACACCUGGGAUCUGCAGCUGCUCCAGCAGCAAGCCUGUCCGAUGGUGCCCAGGGAGCAGUUUCUGCAGCUUCAACACCAGCUCCUGCAGGCCGAAAGGGUAAACCAGCACCGGCGGGAGGAACCUGAAAACAGAACCUCGGAAACCAACACACCACAGGAAAACCAGGAACAACUGGUAACUGUCAUGGAGGAACGAAUGAUAGAAGUUGAACAGAAAUUGAAACUGGUGAAAAGGCUUCUUCAGGAAAAAGUGAAUCAGCUCAAAGAACAACUCUGCAAGAAUACUAACACAGACGCAACGGCGAAGGGUUUGUAUGUCGAAAAUGCCCAGUUGUUGAAAGCUCUGGAAAUGACUGAACAGCGACAAAAAACAGCCGAGAAGAAAAAUUACCUCCUAGAGGAGAAGAUUGCCAGCCUUAGCAAUAUAGUCAGGAAUCUGACACCAGCACCAUUGACUUCUACACCUCCCUUGAGGUCAUAGCAAAGCCAAAGGAUACACUCAUGUUUGUGCACUUUACUGAAAUGGAUGGAACAUUUCAGUAGGUUCUGUCAACAUUUUUUUAUUAUUAUUAUUACUAAUUUAAAAAACCUUUCAUGGCUUCAAGUUAAGCCUAUCUUAAAACUGCCAGCAACAGAACUGAAGUCUCCAUUCACUGUAAUGAGUUUUUUCCUAAAUUGACUCUAAUGGGAGUUGCAAACAGUCACAUAUUUCAGUUUGAAGUAUUUCCAACUUCUGAAUUUUUAAGAGAAUUCUAAUGGCCACCAAGAAGGUAGAUAUUGAAAACAGUUCAAGAAUCUUAAAACACCAAUUCUGAAUGAGUUUUUUUAAAU
Molecule: messenger RNA, 7021 nt
Organism: Pteronotus mesoamericanus
Lineage: Eukaryota; Metazoa; Chordata; Mammalia; Chiroptera; Mormoopidae
Gene: NIN
Product: ninein
Exons: 31
Coding region: 255-6671 (2138 amino acids)
Biological process (GO): centrosome-templated microtubule nucleation; centrosome localization; microtubule anchoring at centrosome
Cellular component (GO): pericentriolar material; centriole; mitotic spindle pole
Molecular function (GO): calcium ion binding
Source: RefSeq, a predicted model, not a curated record